ACGAUGACUCUGCUCAGAUACCCGGUCCAGCUGCAGCUGCUGCUCAGUACUCUGCUCGGCUCUUGUUUGGGUUUGGAGUUCCCAGGAGUGCGAGGACAGUGGGCCCGUUUUCUCCGCUGGGAUGCCAGCACCAGAAGUGACCUCAGCUUCCGGGUCAAGACGGACACGUCCAGCGCGCUGGUCUUGUACUUCGACGACGGAGGCUACUGCGACUUCCUGCAGCUGAUGGUUGUGGAGGGCAAGCUGCAGCUGCGGUUCAGCAUCGACUGCGCGGAGACCACGCUGGUUUCGGGUAAACGGGUCAACGAUAGCAGCUGGCACUCGGUCACCGUGAGCAGGUCCAACCUGAGGACGGUGCUGGGCGUGGACGGCGAGAGCAAGGCCGACGAGGUCCGACCUCAGAGGCAGUACAUGAAGAUCGUUAGUGACCUCUUCCUGGGCGGAGUCCCCCAGGACAUUCGCACCUCGGCUCUGACCUUACCCACCGCCAAGGACCUCCCGCCUUUUAAAGGAGUUAUCAGGGACCUGAAAUACGGCAACAAGGAGCCUACGCUACUUAGCAGCCAGAGGGUCCGGAUGGACACGGAGGGUGUCUGCACCGAGAAUCCGUGUGAGAACGGAGGGAUUUGCGCCCUAGUGGACGGGGAACCGCAGUGCGAUUGUUCCAAGACGGAGUACGUUGGCCGAUUCUGCAGCGAAGGCUUGGCACACAUGAUGAUGGCCGAACAAGCCCGCGAGGAGAACGUGGCCACCUUUCGAGGCUCGGAAUACUUCUGCUACGACCUCUCGCAGAACCCCAUCCAGAGCAGCAGUGACGAGAUCACGCUCUCGUUCAAGACCUGGCAGCGCAACGGGCUCAUUCUGCACACGGGCAAGUCGGCCGACUAUGUCAACCUGGCGCUGAAGGACGGCGCGGUGUCCCUGGUCAUCAAUCUCGGUUCUGGAGCCUUUGAGGCCAUCGUGGAGCCGGUCAACGGCAAAUUCAACGAUAACACCUGGCACGAUGUCAAAGUGACACGCAAUCUCAGACAGGUCACUAUCUCCGUGGACGGGAUCCUCACCACCACAGGCUACACGCAGGAGGACUACACGAUGCUGGGCUCUGAUGAUUUCUUCUACGUCGGAGGAAGCCCGAGCACCGCUGACUUACCCGGUUCACCCGUCAGCAACAACUUCAUGGGCUGCCUCAAAGAGGUCAUGUACAAGAACAACGACAUCCGGUUGGAGCUUUCUCGGCUGGCGCGGAUCGUGGACCCUAAGAUGAAGAUCCAGGGAGAUGUUGUGUUUAAGUGCGAGAACGUGGCCACGUUGGACCCCAUCUCGUUCGAGACACCCGAGGCCUACAUCAGCCUCCCGAAGUGGAACACCAAACGCAUGGGCUCCAUCUCGUUCGACUUCCGCACCUCCGAGCCCAACGGCCUGAUCCUGUUCACGCACGGCAAGCCGCAGGACAGGAAGGCGGUGGGGAGCCAGAAGAACACCAAGGUGGACUUUUUUGCGGUGGAGCUGCUGGACGGGAGUCUGUACCUUCUGCUGGACAUGGGCUCGGGUACCAUCAAGGUCAAAGCCACGCAGAAUAAAGUGAACGACGGGACGUGGUACCACGUGGACAUCCAGAGAGACGGAAGAUCAGGUACUAUAUCCGUGAACAGCCGUCGUACCCCGUUCACGGCCAGCGGAGAGAGCGAGAUCCUGGACCUGGAGGGCGAUAUGUACCUCGGUGGACUUCCUGAGAACCGCGCCGGGCUCAUCCUGCCCACCGAGCUCUGGACCGCCAUGCUCAACUACGGCUACGUGGGCUGCAUCAGGGACCUGUUCAUCGACGGACGUAGCAAAGACAUCAGGCAGAUCGCUGAAGAGCAGAACGGAGCGGGAAUCAAACCCUCCUGCAACAAGGUGCCGGGGAAGCAGUGCGAGAGUUACCCGUGCAAGAACAAGGGGGUGUGUAAGGAGGGCUGGAACCGCUUCAUCUGCGACUGCACCGGCACCGGAUACUGGUCGCGUACCUGCGAGAGGGAGGCGUCGAUCCUGAGCUACGACGGCAGCAUGUACAUGAAGGUGGUGAUGCCCACAGUGAUGCACACCGAGGCCGAGGACGUGUCCCUGCGCUUCAUGUCCCAGAGAGCGUACGGCCUGCUCAUGGCCACCACGUCGCGCGACUCGGCCGACACCCUGCGCCUGGAGCUGGACGGCAGCCGCGUCAAACUCACCGUCAACUUAGACUGUAUCAGGAUUAACUGUAACUCCAGCAAGGGACCAGAGACACUGUAUGCUGGACAAAAACUCAAUGACAAUGAGUGGCAUACGGUGCGGGUGAUCCGGCGCGGUAAAACCUACAAGCUCACAGUUGACGAUGACGUAGCUGAAGGUCAGAUGGUGGGCGACCAUACUCGCCUGGAGUUCCACAACAUCGAGACAGGUGUGAUGACCGAGCGCCGUUUUGUCUCGCACAUCCCGUCCAGCUUCAUCGGCCACUUGCAGAGCCUCAGGUUCAACGGCCUGCUCUACAUCGACUUGUGCAAGAACGGCGACAUCGACUACUGCGAGCUGAACGCACGCUUCGGCAUGCGCUCCAUCAUCGCCGACCCGGUGACCUUCAAAGCCAAGAGUAGCUACCUGAGCCUGGCCACGCUGCAGGCCUACACCUCCAUGCACCUGUUCUUCCAGUUCAAGACCACCGCAGCGGACGGCAUCAUCCUGUUCAACAGCGGCGACGGGAGCGACUUCAUCGCCGUGGAGCUGGUGAAAGGGUACAUCCAUUACGUGUUUGAUCUCGGCAACGGCCCGAACCUCAUUAAAGGCAACAGUGAUCGAGCUCUGCAUGACAACCAGUGGCACAACGUGGUCAUCACCAGAGACAACAGCAAUCUGCAUACCCUCAAAGUCGACGCCAAGGUCGUCAGUCAAGUGGUUAACGGUGCCAAGAACCUGGACCUAAAAGGUGAUCUUUUCAUUGCUGGUUUGGGGCCCAACAUGUACAACAGCCUGCCCAAACUGGUAGCCUCGAGAGAGGGCUUUAAAGGUUGUCUGGCGUCGGUGGACCUGAACGGCCGUCUGCCGGACCUGAUAAACGACGCUCUGUUCCGCAGCGGGCAGAUUGAGCGUGGAUGCGAAGGUACACCCUCUUACAGCUCGAGCUCAGGCAGCCCAUUCUUCCUCAUGAAUGCUAACAGUAGCUCCAUUAGCAUUUCACUGAGCCAUCAGUCCAUCCUCCUGACCCUGCUCAUCACCUCUCUCAGCUGUUAGACCCAGUGGCUCGCAUAAAUCCUGCCCUUAUAUAUUCCACUUUGGUCUUACAGUCAGCCGAGCCCUGGUUUUUUCACCCUAACGAAAUAAUCCUUACUAAUAUAUGAUUGUAUUAUGACAAGGUCUGUGUAUGUAGUGUUUUUUGUUUCGAAAUGAAAGAAAAAAAAAAAUAUAUAUAUAUAUAAACGAUAUGUUUCCGGCUUUUUAAAACAGUAAAAGCUCUCGUGUUUUUUUUUUUUCCUUCGCUUGUGUU
Molecule: messenger RNA, 3499 nt
Organism: Ictalurus furcatus (blue catfish)
Lineage: Eukaryota; Metazoa; Chordata; Actinopteri; Siluriformes; Ictaluridae
Product: neurexin-3a
Exons: 12
Coding region: 4-3246 (1080 amino acids)
Source: RefSeq, a predicted model, not a curated record